AAAAUUUUCACAGUGCUACGUCUAGAAAAUCUUAAAUCCAUAGAAGCUAUAAAGCAGCACAUUUAAUCCCUCAAACAAGAAACCAGCAACAGAUACACAGUAAUUAAAAUUCACAAUGGCAAAUCAGUCCUUAGCAAUUCAAAAACUAUUAGUGGCUGAAAAGCGUGCAGCUGAUAAAGUUGCAGAAGCAAGAAAGCAACGACAGAAGCGAAUUAAGAAGGCAAAAGAUGAUGCACAAAAUGAAAUUGAGAAAUUUCGUCAGGAACGUGAGAAACAAUUUCUGGAAUUUGAGUCAAAAUUUAUAGGAUCUCGGGAAGAUAUGGCUGUUAAAAUUGAUGCUGAUAUGCAGGCUCGUGUAGAGGAAACACUUAAAGCAAUUGAUGACAAUAAAGAGAAGCUUAUCAAGGAUAUUAUCCAUUUGAUCUGUGAAAUCAAGCCUAUAGUUCACAAGAACUAUUUGUUGAGACGUGAAAAUUAAAUUUUGUAAUGACAUGAUGUGCUGCAUUAAAAUUGAAAUUUGUUGAUUGAUCGGAC
Molecule: messenger RNA, 534 nt
Organism: Chironomus riparius
Lineage: Eukaryota; Metazoa; Arthropoda; Insecta; Diptera; Chironomidae
Source: the annotation of a GenBank genome assembly